This is a messenger RNA of Phodopus roborovskii (desert hamster), 2847 nucleotides long. RefSeq names its product p21 (RAC1) activated kinase 4 (gene Pak4). NCBI's taxonomy places the organism in Eukaryota, Metazoa, Chordata, Mammalia, Rodentia, Cricetidae. The record is from RefSeq and is a predicted model, not a curated record. Gene Ontology annotation, biological process: regulation of MAPK cascade; protein phosphorylation; intracellular signal transduction. Gene Ontology annotation, cellular component: cytoplasm. Gene Ontology annotation, molecular function: protein serine/threonine kinase activity; ATP binding.
GCGAGGAGUAGGGGAGGCCCCGGAUGUUCGUUGGGGUUUCAACAUGGCGGCGGCAGUGGCCGCGGCGGCGGCGGCGCGAGACGGCUGAAGGCGGUGCGCGAGCGCGGAGUCCCGGGCCGGGUAGCUAGGCCGCGAGCGACCGCGGCGCCAAGCCGAUGAGUAACUCAAAGCCCCAGGAGGAGACGUCACCCACGCCAGGGUGUUUCUAGCCCAGCCAGCUUCAGACCAGGUGCCUGUGAGCGCCCAGCCAAGGGCUGCACACCUGUGGUGCUAGGGCUCUGGAACCAUGUUUGGAAAGAAGAAGAAGCGGGUGGAGAUCUCGGCCCCAUCCAACUUCGAGCAUCGUGUGCACACAGGCUUUGACCAGCAUGAGCAGAAGUUCACAGGGCUGCCCCGCCAGUGGCAGAGCCUGAUUGAAGAGUCAGCACGCCGACCCAAGCCCCUUAUCGACCCUGCCUGCAUCACCUCCAUCCAGCCGGGAGCCCCCAAGACCAUCGUGCGGGGCAGCAAAGGUGUCAAGGAUGGGGCCCUCACGCUGCUGCUGGACGAGUUCGAGAACAUGUCGGUCACGCGCUCCAACUCCCUGCGCAGAGACAGCCCACCGCCACCUGCCCGUGCCCACCAGGAGAACGGAAUGCUGGAGGAGCGGGCAGCCCCGGCCAGAAUGGCCCCUGACAAGGGUGGAGGCAAAGGCCGGGCCACAGGCCACAUCGAGGCAGGCAGUGGCGACAGACGGCGGGUGGGGCCGGAGAAGAGGCCCAAGUCUUCGAGGGAGGGCCCUGGAGCGCCCCAGGAGGCCCCCCGAGAUAAGCGCCCCCUCUCUGGGCCUGAUGUUAGCACCCCCCAGCCUGCCAAUCUGGCCAGCGGAGCGAAACUAGCGGCUGGCAGACCCUUUAACACAUACCCACGGGCUGACUCGGACCACCCGCCCCGCGGUACCCAGGGGGAGCCACACAGUGUGGCCCCUAAUGGGCCAUCAGCCCCGGGCCUGGCUGCCCCUCAGUCCUCAUCCUCCUCCCGGCCUCCCACCAGAGCCCAUGGUGCUCCCAACCCAGGAGUGCUGGGCCCCCACGCCUCUGAGCCCCAGCUGGCCCCCCCAGCACAUGCUCUUGCUGCCCCCCCUGCCCCGGGGCCCCCUGGGCCUCGCUCUCCACAGCGGGAGCCCCAGCGAGUGUCCCAUGAGCAGUUCCGGGCUGCUCUGCAGCUGGUGGUAGACCCAGGGGAUCCCCGCUCCUAUCUGGAUAACUUCAUCAAGAUUGGCGAGGGCUCUACAGGUAUCGUGUGCAUAGCCACCGUGCGCAGCUCAGGCAAACUGGUGGCCGUCAAGAAGAUGGACCUGCGCAAGCAGCAAAGGCGUGAGCUGCUCUUCAAUGAGGUGGUGAUCAUGCGGGACUACCGGCACGACAAUGUGGUGGAGAUGUACAACAGCUACCUGGUGGGUGACGAGCUCUGGGUGGUCAUGGAGUUCCUGGAGGGAGGCGCCCUCACGGACAUCGUCACCCAUACCAGGAUGAACGAAGAACAGAUUGCUGCCGUGUGCCUGGCUGUGCUGCAGGCGCUGUCUGUGCUGCAUGCCCAGGGUGUCAUCCACCGAGACAUCAAGAGUGACUCCAUCUUGCUAACCCAUGACGGCCGGGUGAAGCUGUCCGACUUCGGGUUCUGCGCCCAGGUGAGCAAGGAGGUGCCAAGGAGGAAGUCGCUGGUGGGCACACCCUAUUGGAUGGCUCCAGAGCUGAUCUCCCGCCUUCCCUACGGCCCAGAGGUGGACAUCUGGUCAUUGGGGGUGAUGGUGAUUGAGAUGGUGGAUGGGGAACCCCCCUACUUCAACGAGCCACCCCUCAAAGCCAUGAAGAUGAUCCGGGACAACCUGCCACCCCGACUAAAGAACCUGCACAAGGCAUCACCAUCCCUGAAAGGCUUCCUGGACCGCCUGCUGGUGCGUGACCCAGCCCAGCGGGCCACUGCUGCUGAGCUCCUGAAGCAUCCAUUCCUCACCAAGGCAGGGCCGCCGGCCAGCAUCGUACCCCUCAUGCGCCAGCACCGGACCAGAUGAGCUGGAGCCUGGUUCUGAACCAAAGAGCCCUGGGCCACCCUGCCCAGCACAGGCAGUAGGGGGCCGACCCACUCCCAUUGCCCUGGAGACACUGGGCCACCGUCACUGUGCUGGGGGCUUCCUGGGACCCAACUACUGAUCUCCAGUUCUGGUUCCAUGACUUGUAAAGCAACACCGGGACGUGGGAGCAAGCGAGGCUCCCUGGGUCCCUCACCCUCCAGGACAGACCCCUCCCCUGUGCUCUGUGCACAGGAGAGAAGGCGGCUGCCCCAUCACUGGAAAUCUGCAUCAGGGGCCACUGGGGGCAGAGCUGAUGCUAUGAAUUCGAUGAGGUGUGUGUGUGUGUGUGUGUGUGCGCGUGUGUGCGCGCGCGCACGCGCACUCGUGUAUCCAGAAAGCCCAGCUCCUGCAUCCUCUGCCUGCAAGUGGACGUCUCAGGCCUUGCCUGGUGCCCAGCCCCUGACCCUGAGCCAUUGAAGGGUCAAUCAUGAAUGUUUGAAGAGUGGCCUUUUCCCGGAGCCCCCACCCUCUUUCCAUGAAGAGACAGGUUGGGGCCUCCCCUCCCCCAGCCUCUGCAGCGAUGACUACUGCACCUGGACAGCCUCCGUUUUCUAGAAGUCUAUUUAUAUUGUCAUUUUAUAACACUAGCUGUGUCCCAGCCUGGGGCACAUGAUCCCUGACCUGUAGAUGGGGUGGCCCAGAGACAGAGCCACUUUGAAGAAUCAGGCUCCUGUCCCCCACCCUGCCACCGCUCCCUCAAGUUAGUUUUACAAUUAAAACACUUUCUUGGUUUA